This is a messenger RNA of Lolium rigidum, 1333 nucleotides long. Its product is annotated as putative serpin-Z5. Lineage: Eukaryota; Viridiplantae; Streptophyta; Magnoliopsida; Poales; Poaceae. Bases 1 to 1293 code for a protein of 430 amino acids. The record is from RefSeq and is a predicted model, not a curated record. The transcript is spliced from 2 exons. Gene Ontology annotation, molecular function: serine-type endopeptidase inhibitor activity.
AUGGAAGCCCUGAAGGCGCUCGCCGUCCGCCGCCUUCCCAAACUAUGCCGAUCGAUCGCGACGGAAGCCGCCGCGGCCGAUCUUCCUGCCCGGUCACCGACCUGCCGCUCCGGCCAGCAGGCGUUCGCUCUAGCGCUCAACAAGCGCCUCGCAGACGACGCUGCCAGGAGAAACGCCAACCUCAUCUUCUCGCCGGUGUCCGUCUACGCGGCGCUAUCGCUGGUGGCGGCCGGCGCCCGAGAGCGCACCCUCUCGGAGCUGCUCAGCGUCCUCGGCGCGCCGUCGCGCGACGACCUCACCGGGUCCGUCAGUGCGCUGGCGGAGCAGGCCCUGGCCGACCGGUCGCAGACGGGCGGGCCGCAGCUCAACUUCGCGUGUGGCGUGUGGCAUGACGAGACUAGGCCUCUCAAGCCCGCCUACAUCGACGUCGUCGUCAAGUACUACAGGGCGCAGACGUGCGCCCUAGACUUCCACCGAAAGCCCAAGGAAGCAGCGAAGCAGAUCAACGAAUGGGUGGAGGAAUCCACGAACAGGCUUAUCACCGGGAUCAUUGAUCCUAAGGAACUGACCGAGGCAGUCGACCUCGUGCUCGCUAACGCCAUCUACUUCAGGGGCAAGUGGCACCGUCCUUUCGACAAGAAGGAUACCAAGGAUGACAAGUUCCACCGCCUGGACGGCAGCACCGUCGACGUGCCCUUCAUGCGACACUCACGCAGCCAGCGCAUCGCCUGCCACGACGGGUUCAAGGUCCUCCAGCUCCCCUACGAGCAAGACCGGCCGUUGCCCGGUCAGCCGCAGGCGCUCUACACGAUGUGCGUCUUCCUCCCAGACGCCCGCGACGGUCUGUCGCGGCUGACAGACAGGAUUGCCAGCGACCCUGACUUUCUAGGCAACCACAUGCCCAGGGGCACCGUCGAGAUCGGUGACUUUCGUCUACCCAAGUUCAAGCUAGACUUUAACACUAGGUUGAACGGCGUUCUCCAGGGCCUGGGAAUCAACGAGGCUUUUAAGCUGGGAAAGGCAGACUUCUCCGAGAUGGUGGCGGACGAUGGCCUCCACAGGAGCCUUGCGUUGGGGGAAGUGAUCCACAAGGCUGUCAUCGAGGUGAAUGAGGAAGGCACCGAGGCGACCGCUGUUACCGCUUGCUUUAUGUUCGGUUCAGCUGGCUGCCGACGGCCAGUACUUGUGGACUUCGUCGCUGAUCAUCCCUUUGCCUUCUUUGUGAGAGAGGAGUUGUCGGGUGCAAUCCUGUUCGCAGGGCACGUCCUUGACCCCUCAACACCAAAUGAGUGACAGCAGAUCCACCACGAAGCGCGUAUGCACGCGUUCUAAA